This is a messenger RNA of Linum trigynum, 1094 nucleotides long. The record is from the annotation of a GenBank genome assembly. NCBI's taxonomy places the organism in Eukaryota, Viridiplantae, Streptophyta, Magnoliopsida, Malpighiales, Linaceae.
CUUACCUCAUUUUCCGUUGUUACAUAAAAUCCCCAUGAUGUGCCUCUUUCUCCUGCCUAUCGCUACCAUUAACAAGAUGGAUGCUCUUCUCCGAAGGUUCUUCUGGUCAGGCUCCCUAAACAAAAAAUCUAUCCACUGGAUUAAGGGGCAGUUUCUUUGUGACGCCAAGGAGGAGGAUGACCUCAGCUUACGCUCAUUUAGAGAGUUCAACCUGGCCCUCCUGGCAAAACAAUCAUGGAGACUUCUCACGAACCCAAACUCUCUGUGGGGUAGACUUCUUAAAAGGAUGUACUUCCCAAGAACGAACUUCCUUUCCGCUAAAAAAGGAUCUCGUCCAUCUUGGAUAUGGGCAAGCUUAUGGGAAGCAAGAAAUUUGAUGCGGAAAGGGACAAUCAGAUUUAUUGGGAAUGGUCAGAGCGCUAGAGCAUUCAACGACCCGUGGAUUCUUGGGAUGAAUGGGGAGGCCAUCUCGACAGGGACAAAUGACAACACUUUGGUGGCUGAUUUGAUCAAUGGCCAGAGCCGUUCAUGGAACUCCCACAUCUUCCCGCCAUUGGUUGAUUCUGUUUUUUCUCAACGGAUUGAAAGCAUCCCAAUUGGCACGGAGGAAGCAAAGGACUUCUUGGCCUAGGGUCCUCACCAAAAUGGCACUUUUACGGUUAGCUCUGGCUACCACUUCUUCUACGAGCAGAAAAGGAAUGACAAGGACUGAGCCCCCGCUUUCUCAGAUGGAAAGGGAUUGUUGGAAAUGGCUAUGGAGCCUCUCACUCCCUCCGAAGAUGAAAAUUUUUAUCUGGAAUGUUCACGUGGAGCUAUUGCAACAAAAGGUAAGCUUUACUCAAGGAAAUGCUCCCCAUCUCCGAUGUUCCCGCUCUGCACCGUACACACUGAAACCAUCAAUUACUGCAUCUUCCAAUGCCAUCAUGCACAACAAUCGUGGAUGACAAUGCUCCCUUCUUUGCCUACUCCUCCGAAGAGUGUCUCGGUUUUGGAGUGGCUGUCCAGCCUUCUUCCAAGCACUCAUGUCCAUUCCAUCAAGAUGAUCAUCUUCCUUACAUGGCAUAUUUGGAAGGCAAGAAAUGAGAAGAUUUUCA